CAGCUCCUCCCACACUGGAAUUCAUCCUCAGUGAAGCUCCUCCCACAGCAAUCACAUCAUCAGUGAGGCUCCUCCCACAGCAGUUCUCCAAUAAAUGCUGGGAUAUUCCCAUCAGACGAGCAUCAGAGCAUCAGGAAGAGCUGAAACCUGCAAAGACUGAGUUUAUUAAAGAGGACAGUGAGAACAUGAGUGAUCCAGAGCCCUGCAGAAUGAAACACACUGAAGAUACUGAAGAACAAAGAGACCUGAUGGAAGAGAGCGAGGAGAGUGAAGAACUGAGUGAAGUGGAGGAGAAACAUCAUGACAAACCUGGAGAAAAACCUUUGAGUCGCUCAAAGACUAAAAAGACAUUUUUAAAGAAAAGAAGAGCCAAGAAAUCAACCUGCACUCAGUGUGGAAAGAGUUUCACAUGCAAACAUAGUCUUGAUGUUCACAUGAGAGUUCAUACAGGAGAGAGACCGUUCACGUGUGAUCAAUGUGGGAAGAGUUUCACAACCAAACAAUGUCUUGAUGUUCACAUGAGAGUUCAUACUGGAGAGAAGCCAUUCACUUGUGAUCAGUGUGGAAAGAGUUUCACGAACAAACGUAAUCUUGAGCUUCACAUGAAAAUCCACACCGGAGAGAAGCCAUUCACAUGUGAUCAGUGUGGAAAGAGUUUCAUAUACAAAGAAAGUCUUAAGAUUCACAUUAGAGUUCACACCGGAGAGAGACUGUUCAUAUGUAAUGAAUGCGACAAAAGAUUUCUUCAGGCAUCAGACCUAAAAAAACACUUGACAGUUCAUAGGAAGGAGAAGCCAUAUUCAUGUUCUGUGUGUGGAAAGAGUUUUUCACGGUGGUCAUAUUUACAAGCACAUCAGAAAAUUCAUGCUAGUGUGAGAGCUUAUAUGUGCUUUGAGUGUGAGAAGACUUUUAUUAAUGUGAAACAUUUAAAACAGCACCAGAGAAUUCACACUGGAGAAAAACCUUACAAGUGUUCACACUGUGACAAGAGAUUCAGUCAAACAACAAAUCUAAAAGCACAUGAGAGGAUUCACACUGGAGAGAAGCCGCACACGUGUAAUCAGUGCGGGAAGAGUUUCACUGUUAAAAGUCACCUGAAGCGACACUUGAGGAUCCACAAUGGAGAAAAACCUUACAAGUGUUCAUACUGUGACAAGAGAUUCAGUCAGUCAGGAAUACUGAAAACACAUGAGGGGAUCCACAGUGGAGAAAAACCUUACAAGUGUUCACACUGUGAUAAGAGAUUCAGUCAGUUAGCAAAUCUGAAACCACAUGAGAGGAUCCACACUGGAGAGAAGCCGCACACAUGUGAUCAGUGUGGAAAGAGUUUCACUGUUAAAAGUCACCUGAAGCGACACAUGAGGAUCCACACUGGAGAAAAACCUUACAAGUGUUCAUACUGUGACAAGAGAUUCAGUCAGUCAGAACAUCUGAAAACACAUGAGGGGAUCCACACUGAAGAAAAACCUUACUGUGACAAGAGAUUCAGUCGGUCAGCAACUCUGAAAACACAUGAGAGGAUCCACAGUAAAGAGAAGCCGCACACGUGUGAUCAGUGUGAGAAGAGUUUCUCUUGUAAAAGUCACCUGAAGCGACACAUGAAGAUCCAUGAAGUGGAGAAACCACGUCAAUACAGUCUGAGAUCACGCAUCAGCCUGAUCUGAUCUUUCCUCUCAGGAACCUGAUGAAUUUGGAUCUUCAGCUGGAGACUCUCCUGAAACUACAACAGAACAAUCAAAUCACUGUUAAAACACACUGUAUGGAUUCUUCCCUUAAGAUUAGUGUGACAAACUAAUGGCUUACACUUAACAAACUGCCAUAUAUUUCUAUUGUUAAUGUAAUUUACAACAUAAACAACAAUAA
Messenger RNA from Ctenopharyngodon idella (grass carp), 1863 nucleotides. Its product is annotated as zinc finger protein OZF-like. Gene Ontology annotation, molecular function: DNA-binding transcription factor activity; RNA polymerase II cis-regulatory region sequence-specific DNA binding. NCBI's taxonomy places the organism in Eukaryota, Metazoa, Chordata, Actinopteri, Cypriniformes, Xenocyprididae. Bases 186 to 1664 code for a protein of 492 amino acids. The record is from RefSeq and is a predicted model, not a curated record. Gene Ontology annotation, biological process: regulation of transcription by RNA polymerase II. The transcript is spliced from 3 exons.